CUGGCGGGGUGAGUGCGUGUGGGGUGAUGGCCAGCGGUGGUGCGCGUGGGACACCCGCUCUGGUGCGGUGACUACGGAGUGCGCUAUGGGGACCGGGCUAGGCCGCCAAGACGUUUUCAUCACAUGACUUUGAGUGCGGGGAAAAUGCGACGGGGAGGGUUUAGUCAUCUCCCACGACUUCGUCUUAUUUUUGUGCUGAUGGCGGUGGGCGUUUUUGUGGACGGCACCGAGGCGCGGAGGUCGCGCCGACCCGACUAUUGCGACCCACAGGUCCGACAGUCGUCCUUCCUAUGGCGCGUCGAAACCAAGCCGCCGUCCUACUUCUUCGGCACGAUCCACGUGCCGUUCAACCAGGUGUGGGAGUACGUGCCGGACAACGUGAAGCGCGCCUUCCACCUGGCCGACUCUGUGUACUUCGAGCUGGACCUGACCGACCCGCGCACGGUCUCGGCGCUCACCAAGUGCCAGCGGUUGCCGCGCGGCUCCCGGCUGCGGCAGCUGCUGCCGGCCGACCUGUACCGCCGGCUGCAGAAGCACCUGGACUACGUGCGCCACAUGAUGCCGCUGUGGAUGACGGCCGACCAGCGCGGUCGCGGCCUCUACGCUGACUACCUCUUCAACGCCAUCACCGGCAAUUGGCAGCAGAAGCGGCCGGUCUGGGUGAUGCUGAUGGUGAACACGCUGACCGAGAGUGACGUGAGGUCGCGGGGGGUGCCCGUGCUGGACCUCUACCUGGCGCAGGAGGCCGAGAAGCGCAACAAGCGCACCGGCGCCGUGGAGCGCGUCGAGGAGCAGUGUCUGCCGCUCAACGGGCUCAACAUCUCACAGGUGGGUGGCGGCGGCGCCAGGCCCGUGGUGUAA
Messenger RNA from Pollicipes pollicipes, 861 nucleotides. Its product is annotated as metalloprotease TIKI2. Gene Ontology annotation, molecular function: metalloendopeptidase activity. Gene Ontology annotation, biological process: negative regulation of Wnt signaling pathway. The record is from RefSeq and is a predicted model, not a curated record. Lineage: Eukaryota; Metazoa; Arthropoda; Thecostraca; Pollicipedomorpha; Pollicipedidae. Gene Ontology annotation, cellular component: membrane. The coding region runs from base 124 to 861 and encodes 245 amino acids. The transcript is spliced from 3 exons.